Messenger RNA from Ziziphus jujuba (common jujube), 5825 nucleotides. RefSeq names its product protein TIME FOR COFFEE. The transcript has 12 exons. NCBI's taxonomy places the organism in Eukaryota, Viridiplantae, Streptophyta, Magnoliopsida, Rosales, Rhamnaceae. The record is from RefSeq and is a predicted model, not a curated record. Gene Ontology annotation, biological process: regulation of circadian rhythm. Gene Ontology annotation, cellular component: nucleus. The coding region runs from base 319 to 5184 and encodes 1621 amino acids.
GAGCACAAAAGAAGAGAGAGAUAGUUGGGAAUAGAGAGAGAGAGAGAAAGGGGGAGGCAUAGGGGGACUAGAGGAGCACAGAGAAGAAGAACAAGAUAAGCGAAAGCUAGGAUCUUUUUUAUUGCUCCGAGUGGAAGAUCUUUGAGACUAUUGAAAAUCGUUUAUCCGAUUGCUUUUUCUUUCUUUAAGCUUCGGUACUUGAAAAUUCCUUUGACCGUGAUUCUGUUUUUCCGGUGAAUUAUGAUUAGUUUGCUGUGAUGAGAGAUGAGAUUAGUUAUCUGGGUGUAGCUGAUUUGUUAAGAAGAAAUCAAAGCAGAGAUGGAUAGGAACAGAGAAGCCAGAAGGACAACCAUGACUGCCUCAAAUGGCUUGCCAAGACGUAGACACAGAAGUAAUAGUCUUAGAGACUCCCCAGAGGAGGACGGACCAGUAGAGUUACAAGAGACGGCGAGGCUAAGAGAUCGAGGAGGGAGCGGGAAGAAAGAUCGAGAUCGCGAUCGGGAUCGAGAGCGAGACCGUGAACGCGAAAGAGAGAGGGAUAGAGAUCGGUUGAGCCGGAGCAAAAGGAGGAGAGGUGAUAGGUUGAUGCACGGAAGCAACAGAGAAGAUGGAGGAGAUGAUAGUUCGGAGGAGAGUGUGAAUGAUGAAGAAGAAGAUGAAGACGACGACGGAGGAGGUGGUGGAGGUGGAGGUGGAGGCGGUGCAUCCGUAAGGAUGCUUCCUCCGCCGAACCCAUCAGUGUCGUUGUCUUCUUCUUCAUCCUCUAUGUUGAAUCAUCACCGGAAGAGCUUCCCACCGGCGAAAAGUUUUAGAGCAGCGCCGGCGUGGAAGGCCGCCGAUGAGAUGAUUGGUGUGCCGGUGCCCCGAAAAGCACGGUCAGUUUCAACGAAGAGGUCGCAUGAAUGGGCUUCGAGUGUUGUUGGAGAGCCAAUUCACCGACAGGCUUCGACGUCUCCGGUGAGACCCAGCCUUUCGUCUAUGGCGGCGGCUGCGGUUUCUCCAUCUCCGGCCUCACCUUCUUCUUCAAAUCCUUCUUUGAUGAGGAAGAAGCUGAAGCCCAACGGACCCAAACUCAGACCGACGAAGACAUCGUCGAAGCCGUCUUCAUCGGCUCAGGACGAGAUCGAGAUAGAGAUCGCCGAGGUGUUGUACGAGAUGAUGAGGCAGCCUCAGGGACCUUCCAAGCAAGAAAUUCUGGCCACCGAUUCAAUUAAGUUUGAAUCCAGAGAAGCUAACAAAUCCACAAGUGAUGCGAAAUCCAGAGUUUCAUCUCCGAUCUCAAACUCGCCGUCGGCACUUCCUCUGUCAUCCCAACAAGCUCUGCCUCAGAAUUCUAGCUCUUCUGUCACUCCUUUGUCCGCUACCGCUACUGCACCCAAGAGGAAAAGACCGCGACCCGUGAAGUAUGAAGAUGACAAUCCUUCAAUUUUCAACGCUCAGAACAGUCCCCUUUCGUCUUCUGCUAAGCUCCUUCCUGAUCAGCCAGCAGAAAUUGAGACUUCUUCACCUAUUCUGGAGAAGAACUCGGGAUCUGCAGCUGAAAAUGGCGGAGUUGCAUAUGAUUUGGCGCAAUCUCAUGCCGUACCGGCAUCGACGACGGAGGCCCAGCCGGAGUCAAUUAAGGCAGAGGGUAACAACGUCGUGUCAGAUUCGAAGCUUGUCUCUGAAAAGUCUGAGAGUCAGGAUUUGAGAAUGAGCAAAGAAGAAUCUCAAUCGCCCAAGAAGGAUUCUCCUGAGCUUAGAUUGGAUGAUAAUCGUGAGGAUACGACGACGAAUAAAGCGCAUAUAUCAGUCACCGAAAUUGAAAUCCAGCGAGAAGAAAAAUUCCAGAUAGAUCUGAUGGCUCCUCCUCCGUUGAGAUCUUCUCCAGAAAGAGACGGUGAAAUUGAUUUUGUGGCUGUAGAUGCUAAACCUAUGGUCAUAGAUACAGAAACGGAAAUAAAGCCUAUCAUAAAAGGAGGAGAUGCAAAGACAGUGAAAAUUGGUAAGGAAGAUAAUGCAAAUGUGGAAAUUGAAAAGUCAAAGAUUACGGUAGCAGAAGAAGCUGAACCUAAGAAGCCAACAGUUGUUAAGGAAAGGAAUAUUGAUCUCCAGCUUGAUUUGGAGAAGACUGAUAGAGAUAGUGGCGCUGCUGGUGUGAGUGGGAACAAGCUACAACAACAGCAAGUUCCAAAGCCGCAGCAGCAGCAGCAGCAACAGCAACAACAACAACAGCAGCAGCAUUCGCAGCAUAACACAGAGAAAAAUGCCCAAUCGAGCUCUCUACCUUUGCCAAUGUCAAUGGCUGGCUGGCCUGGUGCUCUUCAUACUAUGCGCAGUUAUAUGGCGCCUUUACAAGGAGUUGUAUCCAUGGACGGGAGCACCGUUGCUUCUGCUGCUAUACAACCACCGCCUUAUCUUUUUAACCAACCUCGGCCGAAGAGGUGCGCAACUCAUUGCUACGUUGCAAGGAAUAUAUGCUAUCAUCAACAAAUUGCAAGGAUGAAUUCUUUCUGGCCUGCAGCCGCUGGAUCUGGACCUCUAUAUGGUGCCAAGCCCUGCAAUCUCAAUGUUUUGCCUUCCACAGAAAUGCAUGGCAAUAUUCCAGGUGGGGGGGUGAAUUCAACACAUGAGAAGGGGCAGGGUCUUGCUAUAUUUCCUGGUCAUGCUGGCAAAGACAAAGGCUCCCAAGCUGCAAAUAUCGUGGAUGCCCAGAGAAAGCAAAUUUUACUUCAGCAAGCUCUACCCCCUGGUGCACCCAGUAAUAUCCUGCAUGGACCCGCUUUCAUCUUCCCUCUGAGCCAGCAACAGGCUGCUGCUGCUGCUUCUGUCCGGCCUGGGCCUGUGAAGUCUCCUCCAACUGCCGGAAAUGUAGCACCUUCAAGCACGCCUAAUUCUACAACAGUUAGUGCUGUGGCAACUCCAGGUGCUGCAACUCCGCCAAUGAGUUUUAACUACCCAAAUAUGCCUACCGAAACUCCGUAUUUGGCAAUUCUGCAAAAUAAUGCAGCAUAUCCAUUUCCGCUACCUGCACAUGUGGGAGCACCACCGGCUUAUAGAGGAACCCAUGCUCAGAUGCCCUUCUUUAAUGGAUCAUUCUAUUCUUCCCAAAUGCUUCAUCCUUCACAAAUUCAACAGCAGCAACCACCAAACCACUCGCAGCAAAGCCAACAAGGUCAUCAAAAUACUACCAUUUCCAGUGGUUCCUCAUCUUCCCAGAAGCAUUUGCAGAAUCAACAGCAGAGAGCACAUGCUAGUGGCAUGAACGGUGGCAGUGGAAGCUUGCAAGGCUUUCCAGCCUCAAAAGGCCAGUCUUCUCAGCCACUACAACAACUACAGCAGCGACAACAGCAACAGAACCAACAUGUUUCUCAUCAAGCUCGGCAACUCGAGUCCGAGAUUGGUGGUGAAGAUAGCCCAUCAACGGCUGAUAGUCAAGUGUCACGAGCAAGCAUGAGCAUGUAUGGUCAAAAUUUUCCAAUGCAAUGUCCACCAAACUUUGCCUUAAUGACCCCUCCUGUAUCAUUCAGUGGUGCCAAUGGUCCUACUGGUGCAAGUGGCAGUAAUAGUGAAAAGAAACAACAGCAACAACAGCAGCAGAGCGCUAAGGGUGGAGUUGAAGCAUCUCAAGCUUUUGCCAUGUCUUUUGCUAACGUAAAUGGAGCCACUACUGCUCCUGGCCUUGACAUUGCAUCCAUUGCACAGCAUCAAGCAAUUCUCCAGAGUGUUCCAGAUGUUAGGCAAGGCUACCAUUUUAUGGCUGCGGCUUCAGUUGCUCAGGCAGCACAGCAGAAGAAGAAUUACCGAGUGCCUGAGGAUGGGAAAACUGGAUGUGAUUCUUCCAAUAUGGAAGAGGAAAGAAAGGCCAUGGCGGGGAAGGCUUCAUCAACUGUAGGGCAGUCAAUUGCUUUCUCAAGGCCAGAUUUGUCUGAUACACCUGGCAGCAAUGUGAUUGAUAGCUCUGCCCGAACUCUUAACCUUGGCUCCAAUCCAUCUCGGGCUUCCAGUUCUGUUGUGCCUGGUGUCAUUGGCAAUGCAAAUGCUCCAAAUUCUCAGCAACAAAUCCAGCGGCUUCUGCAACAGCAACAGCAGAUGAAUCAGCUUCAGAAGCAGCAACAGCAAUUUGCAGCUGCUGCUCGAACCAAAACACCAGCAACAAGUAAUGGCAGUGUUUACACUGAUCACCUUCCUUCUACUUCGAUGGCUGCAAAGUUUCCUAAUGCUCUAUCUUCAUUUCCUCCAAACCUUGCACAAAGUAACAGCAGUCCAAGUCAACCUCCUCAGUGGAAGAACUCUGUGAGGACAAGCACUUCCCAAGUUCCACCUCCAUCUAUGGCCUCAUCAAACUCAUCCUCCCUUAAAAAUCUUUCUCAACAGCAAGGUCGCAUGCAGCAAAGCCACACUCAAAUAUCUUUUGCAGCCAAUCCAAAAGGGUCAACACAACCUCAAGGACUACAACCCACAAGCAAUAACCAGUCUCCAUCUCCACCUAUAAUGGUUGGCUCACCCACAACAUCAAUGUCAAAGAGUGCUGGUGGAAGCCCGAGGACAACUACUUCUUCAACAGGAAACAAAGCUAGCCAAGCUUCUUCAUUGUCGGCUCAGCAGGCUAAGAACUCGCCAACAAUUGGCAACCUGAAAUCAUCUCCUGUUGGUGGAAGGAAUGUGCCAUCAAUCCUUGGCAACCCCCAUAUCACCUCUUCUUCAAGCGCUGGAACCAAGCCUCAGCAGCAGCAACAGUUGUCUAAGCAAUCUGUGCAGCAAGCCCAGUUAAUUUUCUCAAAUGCAUACAUGCAACCUCAAACUUCGCAUUCUAAUAGUAAUACCUCCAAUGCAUCAGCCAUGAGUGGGUAUUAUAAUCAAAGACGUCGGAAUGAUCAACAGCCACAACAGUCGCAGCAACCGCAAAACUCAUCAACUACGUCGUCCAGCGGAAUGUUGUCGCUGUGCCCUCCCAUCACGCAUUCUAACACUAGCACCUCCGACCCCGCCAAGGCUGCUGCUGCUGCAGCAGCAGCCGCAGCUGCUGCAUCUGGCAAUAUAAAAGGUGCAUUGCCCUCACAAGCUUUAAUCCAUCCUGCUCAAUUUGCUGCUUCACAGUCUGGGAAUCCACAUCAGCUUAUGCCUUUCCCUUAUGUUCAUGCUGCUGUUCCAACUGCAGUUCAGGUGAAACCAGCUGAGCAGAAACAACCUGCUGGUGAGUAGAAUCCAUGUCAUAUUAGUGCUUUACAUUGCAACCCCCCAUACACAGUUAAAAAAAAAAAAAUAAAAAAAAAUCUUGAAAGAUUUGAGAAAAUAGUUUUUGAGUGGGGGUUGUCAAUUUAUGAACGGAAGGGGUGGUUUGUUGCCCAAGAAAAUGACAAUUUGCAUAACCUCUGGCAGCCUGAGAAGAAGAUGGAAGGUCCAAACAUUUGGAGGAAAGCACGACCAAGAGAGGCUAGUCGAAGUUGAACCCACAAUUUUGGGGUUAGCCAAGUGGGUGGGGGAGUAAAUUAUCCUUUGGAAUGUGCUUGGAAGUGUAUUCGUUUCUGUACACACUUUGUGUUUAUAAAAUCUGACCGGGUUGAUAGUGAAAAGUCUUGAUUAAAUUUCAUUGGUUUCAUGGGGAGAUGUGGUGGUGGGCGAUGCUAAAUGUUUAUCAAUGUUUUUGCCAGGCAAAGUUAUGGAAUAGUUGCAUGGCCUCACAUUUUGAGGGUCCAAAAAUUUUUCAUAUUUAUUUUGUAAUUUUUUUUUUUAUUAUAUAUUACAUCUACAUAAACUUCCUUUUAGAAAUGUUAAAGACUUCUACUAAAUGUGAAGAUUAUGGUGAAUGAAUGUGAAGAUAUACAUUGACAAAUAUUUUCUCA